CACUCCCGGAUCAGGCAAGCCUGAUGCCAGCCGCGGAGUACAACGAGAACACCCCGCGUUUCAACCUGUGGUUAAAGACGGCAGUUACUGCUAGUAAGUAGUUGCUGCUAGUUGACAGAUAAACAGACUCUUGGAUUAGUCCAGCACACGCUAUCAUAUGAGCAAUUCGAUCCUCAAGUCAACUCUGAAUUCAACGUCACGAUCCUAGUCCUACGAGAUGGCUCCACGCGUUGUCUUCACUGGCGGCUCUGGCAAAGCUGGCCGACACGCUAUACCUGAGCUUGUGAAACGUGGCUACGAGGUGCUGAACAUCGACCUCACUGACUUCCCAGACAAAGACGCCAACGUUUUCACUCUCAAGACGGAUCUGACCGACAGUGGACAAUGUUUCAAUGCAUUGACAACCCAUUUCAACUUCUCUGGAUAUGAGGGCCCGCACAUUCCUGGUCCUCCUGAUGCAGUCAUCCACUUUGCCGCGUAUGCCAGAAAUAUGCUUGUUCCGGACAACGAGUGCUUCAAGGGGAACGCCACAUCGACAUACAACGUGAUCGAGGCAGCAUGCAAGCUGGGAGUGAAAAAGAUUAUCAUCGCUUCUAGCGAGACUACCUAUGAAGUGUGCUUUGGCCAGGGCGACCUUGAUUAUACAUCUUUUCCCCUGGACGAAGAAGCCGAUGUUAAUCCGAUGGAUACGUACGCCAUAUCAAAGCUUGUGGGCGAGCGUGUAGCGCGAGGGUUUGCUCGCAGAUUUGAUGCCGAUAUCUACGCGCUUCGCAUUGGUAACGUCGUAGAGCCACACGAGUAUGCCCAGGACUUCCCAAAGUAUAUCAGUGACCCCAAACUACGAAAGCGGAACGCGUGGUCGUACAUAGACGCUAGAGAUCUAGGUCAAAUAUGUGACCUGUGCAUCAAGAAGGACGGUCUGGGUUUCCAGAUCUUCAACGCGACCAACGAUACCAUCACGGCUACAUUCCCAACGAGACAGUUCCUGGAACAAUUUGCUCCGAACACGCCCAUCACACGGGAGAUGGACGAAUGGGAAGCGCCGUUGAGCAAUCGGAAGAUUCGCGAGGUGCUAGGAUUCAAGGAAGAACACAACUGGAGAAGGUACUACAACCCGGAGUAGUGCCUAGCAGGAGUGAACCAUAAGAUGGUCAUUAAGGGUGGUGUGAGGGU
This is a messenger RNA of Paraphaeosphaeria sporulosa, 1173 nucleotides long. Its product is annotated as NAD-dependent epimerase/dehydratase-like protein. Bases 218 to 1123 code for a protein of 301 amino acids. The record is from RefSeq and is a predicted model, not a curated record. Lineage: Eukaryota; Fungi; Ascomycota; Dothideomycetes; Pleosporales; Didymosphaeriaceae. The transcript has 6 exons.